Rhipicephalus sanguineus (brown dog tick) is the source of this 840-nucleotide messenger RNA. RefSeq names its product zinc finger protein Xfin-like. Bases 1 to 840 code for a protein of 279 amino acids. The record is from RefSeq and is a predicted model, not a curated record. Gene Ontology annotation, biological process: regulation of transcription by RNA polymerase II. Gene Ontology annotation, molecular function: sequence-specific DNA binding; DNA-binding transcription factor activity, RNA polymerase II-specific. The transcript has 3 exons. Gene Ontology annotation, cellular component: nucleus. NCBI's taxonomy places the organism in Eukaryota, Metazoa, Arthropoda, Arachnida, Ixodida, Ixodidae.
AUGCCAGGCAAAGGUGGCGCCUCCGCGAGCUGCCAGGGGGCUCACGUCGUUGCUUGUUGCUCGAAGUUUGUGUGCAAGUCCUGUCAAGCCACGUUUGAGGAGAGGGAGCAGUUGCUGUCGCACAUGCAGAAGCAGCAUGCAGCUGUAGAAUGCUUCUUGUGCGGAAGGAGAUUUGGUCGACAACAAGACCUCGUGCGCCACACCAGGAUGAAGCACGACGCUGCUGACUGUUACUUCUGCCCCCUCUGCCCUGCCACAUUCUCGCUCAAGCGCGCCCUGCUGAAGCACAGCCGGAGACACGAGGACGAUGCGUACAAGCAAACGAGUUGCUUUGAUCUGUCCAUGAGGCCAGCCACUUUGCUUGCAUCGGAAGCCAACAGCCACAUCAGCGACUUCGAAACAUGGAGUGCCAGUGCGAACCAAGUCACAGACGACAUUGGAUUCCCAGAAUGCGAUGGAGCGAGCAUCUUGAAGUGUAGCCACUGUGACUUCACGAGCCAUGAUGCAACUGCACUCGUCACGCACCAGCAACACGCCCACGCAGUUGCCGAUCCGGGUGUACGCUACCAGUGCCACUUGUGCGAGUCCUCGUUUGUAUACCACAGACGCCUGCUGCGCCACCUGCAGAUGCACGCCAACUCGAACGCCGUUCGCUGCACCUAUUGCUCCAAGAAGUUCUCGAGCAGGAAACACCUUUCGCGCCACGUCCACACGAUGCACUUGAGCGUCCAGGUCCACCCCUGCCACUUGUGCCCGAGCAAGUUCUCGCGCAAGGACAACCUCGUUGCUCACAUGCGCAAGAACCAUCCCACGUUGCUGAGCGACGACGCAGUGUCUUGA